AUGGACUUUGACCAUUACGGACAGAGCUCCCAGCAGCCUCGACAACGGCGGAAACGUGUAGUCAAAAGGAGACUGCAUAACAAACCUCCGAUUGCUGCUCGGCUGGCGCUAGACCAUCAGCUUCGCGGGAAUGUCGGCCUCUUAUCAGAGGACUUGGCUAAGGAUCUCUUUCCGCAGCAGUCGCUUCAGGAUGUUGCGACGCAUGACGGAGUUCACUAUGUAGCCGUUUCCCCACAUUCCCCGACCUCUUCCUCGGUGGAGGACCAAGCUUGGACGAUACUUCCCGUGCGGAUUCACAGCUCAGAACGCUCUCAGACGCCCAUAUCGCAGUCAACUGUUCUCUUCCCUGACUCCGCCGACACCCUGCAGCCUUUCCUACAGGCGCUUGGAAAGCUCGACGCAUCCCGGAACUCCUUGCAGACUCACCGGGCGGUGGAGAUCCGGCUGCUGGAUGUAGCUCCGCUGCAUCUUGAAACAGUUUUUGUGACUGUCGAGCGGCACCUCCUUCGUCACCAUGACGAUGUACAGAACAAGUUUGGCGGUGGGUUUCCGUCCAGUGCUCACGGACUCAACGGAGUGUGGUCUAAGACUGGCAAGACCGCGGAUACAAGAAAACCUUCGAAAAAGGCAGCGGUGGACGCGGAACAGCGGUUGACUGCGGCUGUGCGCGAGGCAUUGGCUGCGCAGCGACUCGUUCAUAUAGGGGACGUCCUUCCACUUCCUCUUCCGCCGCAUCCAAUCACCUAUGCGCCCGCGCCGCCUGCUCGCAUCUCCUUCUGCGAGCCGGUAUCACAAGGCCUUUUGAUGCCAACAACCAAGGUAGUCCUUGUUCAAGCUCGCUCGCAGGGCAACCGCGCACCGCAAGCUCUCCCCCCGCGGCCGACGCUCCUGAGACAGGUCGCCGAGGAUGAGGCCGACGAUACUUCCAACGAGCAGUUCUACUCCGCUGCCGAAGACAAGGCCGGAGAGAGCGGCACUGAAGUCGAAGCCACCUCUGCGGCCGAGGAAUCAGAGACCGAGGGCUCGGUAGGCUCUAUGAGCGACGACUCUGAUGAUUCACUGGAGGACAUGAUCUCGCUCUCAGCCCCCGAACUUCCCCAACCCCCAUCCGGCGUCAUGUCCUCCAUCACUUCCGCUACACCCCGAGCAGGUGGUCGACGGGUGGAUGGGACCCAUACCCCAGGCUCAGUUGCGUCCAAUUUUACAUCAGCAACCAUGAGGCCCGGUCGGGGAGGCGGGAAAGUUUUCAGGGUUGAAGGACUCUUGCAAGAAGUCCCGAAUGAGGUCCUCCACCCUCGCCCACGCGACGAUGAAGAUGUUGAUUCCUUCAUCUUUGUCGAUAUCAGCACCCUCGCUAAGAUCGGUUGCUUCUCGGGUGACUGGGUGCGAAUCGAAGCGGCCGAGGAGCCCCAGAUGAACAUGUUCGCCUCGCUGAAGUUCGGCAGUUUCAAUGAUUCGCCCGAAGACGCUGUGGAUUGGCGGCCCGUCAAGGUCUUUGGCCUACCAGGGCUCCCAUCAGCGAAACCCCGGUAUGCAAUCAACCACUCUGGUGCUCGCCGAUCGAGCCUCUCACAGCUUGCGCCGACGCGUUUGACGCCUUCUGUAUUUGUGCCUCCAUUGCUUCUCAGCAACAUCGAGAACCCCAAAUACCUUCGUAUAUCCCGGAUGACAUUUGCGCCUGCCAAUGGCGUGUCAAAGCCCGGCCUUCUGCACCACAUGAAGAACAGCGCUGCCAAGAACCCUCCCCUGGCGAAGGAGGUCACACUUCUCAAGAUCUCUACGCCUCUCUCAAUGGAUCGGAUCCUCCAGCCCGCGCUUUUUGCUGGACUCAAGCAGUACUUUGAGUCCCGCCGACGGAUAUUGAAGAGUGGCGAUCUGGUCGGUAUCAGUGUUGACGUGGGAUUGGGCCGAUCGGUAUUCUCUGGCACAGCCGGUGGCGAAAAUGCAAACCAAGAAGACGACAUCAUCUCUAGGCUAGGGCAAGGGCCUAACCCGGAGAGCUCGGAGGCUCGCAAGGUUGGCGCUGCCUGGUUCCGUGUCGGGCAAGUAGUCCCGACUAGCAUUGACGAACUGGAGGAGACGGGCGAGGAUCCAUGGGGUGGAGUCGCGGUCAUUGAUCCCAGCAGCACUCGCAUGGUUCAGGCUGGCAGCGAUGUCAGUCGAGUGCCCGGUAUUCUGGGUAACGGCUGGGAGUACUGGCUCGGCGUUAAGACGAUCCCCAAGGCCGUUGGUGAUGCGCCAGCGCCCCAUGGAAUCAUAGCAGAGCCUCCUCAGUCAUUCAUUGCGCCCUUGCAACAACGUAUCCGAGAUUUGAUGGCCGCCGCAACAAGCCCGCGUGCUAUUCAGCUGGGCAUGAAGCCCGUUGUUAUCCUAUUGAAGUCGCAGCAGCGACAUAUCGGCAAAGCGACUGUCGCCACGCGCGCAUGCGCCGAUAUCGGCCUCCAUACCUUCCCCAUCGAUGCCUAUGACAUCCUGACCGAGGGAGGUGCAAAUGGCGGCGACGUCAAGACCGAAGCUUAUCUCAAAGCCCGUGCUGAGAGGGCAUUCCACUGUGGUCCGAACUGCACUGCCCUGCUGAUUAAGCAUAUUGAGGUAUUAACGGCUGACCGUAUUGUGACUGCAAUGAAUGAUAUCCUCAGCGAGGCUCGGGUCGUGAUUGCGACGACAACCGAUGUUGAACAGAUUUCGGAGGGCAUCCGCAGCAUAUUCAGCCAUGAGUUUGAGAUGGGGGCACCCGAGGAGAAGGAGCGUGAGGGUAUUCUGCGGAACGCAGUCGCGGAGCGUGGCAUCAAGCUGGCGUCCGAUGUUGAGCUGGGAACCGUGGCGCUGAAGACUGCCGCAUUGGUCGCAGGAGACCUGGUCGACGUUGUGGAGCGUGCUGCAGGCGCUAGAACUGCCCGUCUAGAGAAGCUGGCAGAGACUGCAAGCAAGCAACUCUCUGGGUCCGAAGUUUACGUGAGAGACGUCUUAAUCGCUGGCGGAGAUGGGGCCCGUGGAGUGAACAAAGCCGACUUUGAUUUUGCAGUUGAGGCAGCCCGCAAGAACUUCGCCGACUCUAUUGGCGCCCCUAAGAUCCCCAACGUUGGCUGGAAUGAUGUGGGCGGAUUAACGAACGUCAAGGACGCUUUGAUCGAGACAAUUCAAUUGCCCCUUGAACGCCCGGAGCUGUUUGCCAAGGGUAUGAAGAAGCGCAGCGGUAUUCUGUUCUAUGGACCACCUGGAACCGGCAAGACGCUGCUUGCCAAAGCCAUUGCUACUGAAUUCUCCCUCAACUUCUUCUCUGUCAAGGGCCCCGAAUUGCUCAACAUGUAUAUUGGUGAAUCUGAAGCCAACGUGCGGCGGGUUUUCCAACGUGCCCGUGACGCUCGGCCGUGUGUUGUGUUCUUCGACGAACUGGAUUCAGUGGCGCCCAAGCGUGGCAACCAGGGAGACAGUGGCGGUGUGAUGGACCGCAUUGUCAGCCAGUUGCUUGCCGAGCUGGAUGGCAUGAACGGCGGAGAGGAGAACAGCGGAGGCGUUUUCGUGAUUGGCGCGACCAACCGCCCGGAUUUGCUGGAUACAGCACUUCUGCGCCCUGGUCGUUUCGAUAAGAUGCUCUACCUCGGCGUGUCAGAUACGCAUAGGAAGCAAGCAACGAUUCUGGAGGCACUCACGAGGAAAUUCGCCCUCAACCCUGACGUGUCUCUCGACCGCGUCGCAGAACAGCUUCCGCUGACGUAUACUGGUGCUGAUUUGUAUGCCCUUUGCUCCGAUGCCAUGCUCAAGGCCAUUACCCGGAAGUCCACGGCUGUAGAUGAGAAAAUCAAACAGCUUCCGGGUGGUCCUGUGACGACAGCCUACUUCUUUGAUCACUUGGCGACACCGGAGGAUGUUUCGGUGACGGUGACAGAGGAGGACUUCCUCUCCGCGCAAGAGGAGCUUGUUCCUAGUGUGAGUGCCAAGGAAUUGGAACAUUUCGAACGCAUUCGCCAGAGUUUCGAGUCCGUGGACAAGCAAAAGCAGGAUCCUGGAAAUACUGGCCCCCAAACGAUUGCUGACGCCAUGGAAGGUUUCAGUCUGGAUGCCUCAUCGGCGCCUGUGGAGACUCCGAUGAACGACGGGGACGGCUCCUUUGCUGGCAGUCUUCAUGGCCGCCUCAAGGGCCUGAAGCAGUGGCCUGGUGGUAUUGUUCGUAGUGCCAGCGGCCAAUCUGUUACCAGCAGCAAAGGCAAGGGGAAGGGUGUUGCUGGGAAGAAGGACAAAGGCUCACGGGCCGGAGGGGAUUCUGAUGCAUCCCUCGAUGGAGAUGAUCAAGAGAUGGCCGAUGGCCGCAUCGAAGACGAAGAGGAUGACGAUUAUGUCGUUCGCACCGAACACCUUGCCAACCCGAUGGAAGAGGUUGAGUAG
Penicillium canariense is the source of this 4386-nucleotide messenger RNA. It is a transcript of the gene pex6, whose product is annotated as AAA family ATPase peroxin 6. NCBI's taxonomy places the organism in Eukaryota, Fungi, Ascomycota, Eurotiomycetes, Eurotiales, Aspergillaceae. Gene Ontology annotation, biological process: protein import into peroxisome matrix. Gene Ontology annotation, molecular function: ATP hydrolysis activity; ATP binding. Gene Ontology annotation, cellular component: peroxisomal membrane; cytosol. Bases 1 to 4386 code for a protein of 1461 amino acids. The transcript is spliced from 3 exons. The record is from RefSeq and is a predicted model, not a curated record.